Messenger RNA from Prunus armeniaca (apricot), 1095 nucleotides. The record is from the annotation of a GenBank genome assembly. Lineage: Eukaryota; Viridiplantae; Streptophyta; Magnoliopsida; Rosales; Rosaceae.
AUGAGCAAGAGACAAAGACCAAUUCAAUCUCCUACAUCAACCCCUCCAACCCCACAAACCCACAACCCCAAAAGACCCAAAACCAUCCUCAAACCCACCAAAUGGGUCCCACUCAAUCUCACCCAAUCCGAGCUCUCCUUGCCCCUCACCUUCCCCACCGGCCAAACCUUCAGGUGGAGACAGACCGGCCCUCUUCAGUACACAGGCGUUGUUGGGUCCCACUUAGUAUCCCUCAGGCACCUCGAAAACGGCGACGUUUCCUACUGCCUUCACCACACCACCACCUCCGAAACCAAUGCCAAGUUGGCCUUGCUCGACUUUCUCAAUGUGGGUAUUUCUCUGGCUGGCAUUUGGGAGGUUUUCUCGGCCUCGGAUUCGAGGUUUGCUGAGCUCGCGAGCUAUUUGGGCGGUGCGCGCGUGCUUAGGCAAGACCCAGUUGAGUGUUUGAUUCAGUUUCUUUGUUCAUCAAAUAACAACAUCCAGAGAAUUACCAAAAUGGUAGAUUUUGUAUCUUCGUUGGGGAACCAUUUGGGUUCUGUUGGAGGUUUUGAGUUCCAUGAAUUUCCAUCUUUAGAGCGCUUGUCAAUGGUCUCAGAGAAAGAGUUCAGAGAGUCUGGUUUUGGCUAUAGGGCCAAGUACAUAACUGGCACUGUAAAAGCUUUGCAAUUGAAACCUGGUGGAGGAGCAGAGUGGCUUUUGUCUCUGCGUAAAACGGAGCUCGAAGAGGUGAUUGAAGCUCUUUCCACAUUGCCUGGAGUUGGUCCUAAGGUUGCAGCAUGUAUAGCUCUUUUCUCGCUUGAUCAACACCAUGCCAUUCCUGUUGAUACACACGUGUGGCAGAUUGCUACUAGAUACCUCAUACCUGAGCUAGCAGGUGCUCGUCUGACACCUAAGCUCUGUGGCCGUGUGGCGGAGGCAUUUGUGAGUAAAUAUGGGAAAUAUGCUGGCUGGGCUCAAACUCUGCUUUUUAUUGCUGAAUUACCUUCCCAAAAAGCCCUUCUACCAGCACAUUUUUGGAAUGCAAAAGAGAGUAAAGCUGCAAAGAAGAAGGAUCGUAAAUCGCACACUGCAGUGGAUACUUCAAUAGUUGAUUAA